Molecule: messenger RNA, 2284 nt
Organism: Erigeron canadensis
Lineage: Eukaryota; Viridiplantae; Streptophyta; Magnoliopsida; Asterales; Asteraceae
Product: cysteine-rich receptor-like protein kinase 2
Exons: 7
Coding region: 88-2049 (653 amino acids)
Biological process (GO): protein phosphorylation
Molecular function (GO): protein kinase activity; ATP binding
Source: RefSeq, a predicted model, not a curated record
UUAACAUCAUUCAAGCUAUUUCGAUAUCUCAGAUACUUAUCGAGUGUUUAGUUAAACUGUCAGUGUACGUUUUGUAUUAACUGACUGAUGAUCAUCAACCAUAAAACAAAGAUGGGUAAACCUAUACAUACAUUUGUUAUUUUCAUUGCGUUGAUCAUAAUUCAAUUACUAGCAUCUAGAUCAGCGGGGGAUGCCAGAAUCCAAAUCAUCAAGAUGGUUUGUGUUGACGGGAAAAACGAUCGAAUAAAAUACCUCGAAAACGGUGUCAGGGUAUUAGGAAGACUUAGCAACCAAAUGCAAACUUCACAUAAUGCAACAGUAUCAGAGGGAACCAGCCCGGACCAAGUUUAUGGUCUUUCCCAAUGCUAUGGUGACCUCUCUGUACAAGAUUGCCAAUUUUGCACUGCCCAAAUUCGUACUGUGCUUCCUAGUUGCUAUCCAAAACCUGGGGGUCGACUUUACUGUGAUGGCUGCUUUAUGCGAGUUCAAAACUAUAACUUUUUUAAGGAGUAUACGGGGCCUAGUGACACAAUUAUUUGUGGGAAUACAACACGGAAAAGUACCAUGUUUCAAAAUUCAACAAGACGGGCAGUCAUGAAUGCUGUAACGAAGGCAUUAAGACAUCGUAGCUACUUCUCUAUGGAAGAGGUGAUAACGGCUGGUUCUAAUGAUUCAGUUUAUGUGCUGGCAGAAUGUUGGAAAACUUUAAGCCCGAGCUCUUGUAGGGCGUGUUUGAUGAAUGCAUCUGCAUCAAUAACAAAAUGUUUGCCGUGGUCCGAGGGGAGAGCAUUGAACACUGGAUGCUUUAUGAGGUAUUCUGAUACCAAUUUUCUCAAUCCUAUACAAAGCUCAACAAGCUCUAGCAAUAAAGGGAAGAGAAUACUUAUUGUAGUUUCCGUUGUUAGUUGUGUGGUGGUUUUCACAGUUGCUUUAAUGAGCUUCUUAAAUAUAAGAAAACAGAAAUAUGUACAGCAGAGGAGAAAUGGUUCUUAUGAAGCAAAAAAUGCGAAAAAACUGGUAAAAAUUCUUACAAACAGUAACUUGAACUUCAAAUACUCUAUAAUUGAGAAAGCCACCGGAAAUUGGGAUGACUCCAAUAAGCUCGGACAAGGUGGAUUUGGUACUGUCUACAAGGGUGUUCUCUCAGAUGGACGAGAAAUAGCUGUCAAGCGGCUCUUCUUAAACAACAAAUUUAGAGCAGCAGAUUUCUACAACGAAGUUAACAUCAUUAACAGUGUUCAACACAAAAAUCUGGUUAAGCUAUUGGGAUGCAGCUGUUCAGGACCUGAAAGCAUUCUCAUAUAUGAGUAUUUACCCAACAUGAGCCUCGACCGCUACAUUUUUGAUGAAACAAAAGGCAGGGAGUUACGAUGGGAGAAGAGAUUUGAGAUUAUUAUUGGGAUAGCAGAAGGCUUGGUUUACCUUCAUGAAAAUACCAAGAGACGCAUUAUACAUAGAGACAUUAAAGCUUCUAAUAUCUUGUUAGACUUCAAGCUUCGUCCCAAAAUAGCUGAUUUUGGUUUAGCCAGGUCUUUUCAAGGUGAUAAGAGUCAUAUGAGCACUGCCAUUGUGGGUACACUAGGGUACAUUGCUCCAGAGUACCUGGCUUGUGGCCAGUUAACCGAAAAGGCUGAUGUCUAUGCCUUUGGUGUGUUGCUACUGGAGUUGGUCAGCGGAAUGGAAAGCAACAGAAGCAAAAUCGUGGAAUAUGCUGAAUAUUUAGUGUCUAUUACAUGGAGGCAUUUUAUGCAUGGAACACUGAAGGAAAUGUUUGACCCGAAUCUGAUGAUGAAUGUAUAUCCUAAUAUCAUUUUCCAGAAAGAUGUCAUAAGAGUGAUACAUGUAGGACUUCUUUGCAUUCAAGAAGACCCGUCUUUAAGACCAUCCAUGUCAGCGGCACUGAGAAUGUUGGCAAAGGACGAUGAACCACUACCCGUCCCCUCUAAUCCCCCAUUUUUGGACAAGGAGAUGAUGGAACUCAACAUCACGCAAACAUUACGGGGUUCUUCAGUUGCCACAGUUUCUCUCAGCUAUGUCGACCCAAGGUAAUUCUAGUUUGUAAUAAAAUCAACAAACCAUCAGUCGAUUAGAAACUUAGAUCUUCUCAGCCACUCCCGUGGUAAGCAUUCUGAUGUUAUCGUGUGUAAGCAGUCCAAUAAUACGGUUGUAAUCUCAAAAGUAAGCGUAGUACCGAGGUUGGCUGAGUCUAAAAAUAUGGAAGUUUAAUUUGUUUGUAUUGCAUCAUAAACUUUGAUUUAUGCAUGUUGUUCAUAUGAUAUAUAGU